ACUGGUAAGACUGGGAGGCGGAGCGGCUCGCCAGGUGUGGUGCAACACCCUCCAAAUACCUGCAGAGGACCGACCGAGGACUCGAGGACGGGGAAGUGCGGCCGGAACAUCACAUUUCAAUCAGGCGGAGUACAAAUCCAAAGACCCGUGCUGAGAGUGACUUCCACUCCACAACAGAAGAAUUCGGCAUUCAGAGGGGACAGAUGGAGCUCAAAAGGGAGGCGGAUGUCCCCAAGAUUGAACUCUUUGUCAAGGCCAGCAGCGACGCAGAGAGCGUGGGGAAUUGUCCUUUCUGCCAGAGACUCUUCAUGAUCCUCUGGUUGAAGGGGGCCAAGUUCAAGCUCACCACGGUGGACAUGAAGCGAGCGCCGGACGUCUUGAAGGACUUGGCGCCGGGCUCCCAGCCUCCCUUCCUGCUCUUCAACGACGAAGUCAAGACGGACACCAACAAGAUCGAGGAGUUCCUGGAGGAGAAGUUGGCCCCUCCCAAGUACGCCAAGCUGGGAUGUCGCUACAAGGAGUCCACCUGCAUCGGAGAGGACAUCUUCCGCAAGUUCUCGGCGUACAUCAAGAACGCCAACCCGGGAUUGAACAACAUGCUGGAAAAGAAAUUCCUGUCCACCCUGGUGAAACUCAACAUGUACUUUGAGACGACGCUCCCUCACGAGCUGGACCGGAACCCCAACCUCACAGAGUCCCGUCGUCCCUACCUGGACGGGGACACGCUCACCUUGGCAGACUGCAACCUGCUUCCCAAACUCAACAUCAUCAAGGUGGUGUGUAAGGAGUACCGCAACCUGGACAUCCCUGCAGAGCUGAAGGGUCUGAAACGUUACCUGGACAACGCCUACAGCAAAGACGAGUUUCGCUUCAGCUGCCCAAAAGACGAAGAGAUCCUCAUCGCGUACGAGUCCGUGGCAAAGUAUUUGAAACCCAAAUAGAUGCAGGGACAAAGAUUUGAGGUGUACAGACGCGUGGUGAAGUAUCUUAGAUUUGUGUAAACUGCAUCGACUUACUAGAUCAUGUGCUUUUGUUUCUGCGGAUUCUUAUUCAAUCCUUUCAGAGAAUAUUCACGUCCAGUGCCUCUGUGCAUUAUGUAUUAUUAUUAUUGUUAUUGUCGUGUUUUUUGUAUGCCUCAACUUGACAUAAGCUGCAAUGAAGGAGUAACAUUUGUCUGUAAGUCUCAUUUUCUUCGUAACAUCAGUAUAUGCUCAUGGUUUCACUGCAUAAGUUUAUGUACAGUACAUGUACAAAUGGAAGAGACAGUAAUACCUCUUGGUCGGAAAAGAGCCUCUCUUAGUUGUCUGACAGAGUAAGUGGAAAAAAUACUCUGUAUUCCUGCAUGUAUAUUUUCCUUAUUAACUUUAAUAAAAAUGAAAUGCCAAAAAAA
Messenger RNA from Nerophis ophidion (straightnose pipefish), 1390 nucleotides. It is a transcript of the gene clic3, whose product is annotated as chloride intracellular channel 3. NCBI's taxonomy places the organism in Eukaryota, Metazoa, Chordata, Actinopteri, Syngnathiformes, Syngnathidae. The record is from RefSeq and is a predicted model, not a curated record. Bases 204 to 941 code for a protein of 245 amino acids. The transcript is spliced from 7 exons.